ACCAUCAUCAUCAUCAUCAUCAAGAUAAGAACAACGUGCCGGUCGAGGUCCAAAACAACGGUGACAACAGCAAGAUUCUCGCGCCUCUUCGCAACAAGAUGAAAGUAUUGAAGAAGCUCAAACGCAAAAUGGGCUUAGAUGCUCUACUGCCCCCCAGGAGCAUUCACCGUGGUUUUUAUGGAACAAACGUUGAGACACCGACGACGAAGCCAUUCUUCGAUCAUCGAGCUUUCGUCUGGCAGCGAGCUGGCUUCUUUCUCUCUUUCUUUCUUUCUCUCUCUCUCUCCCAUCCCUUUUCUUUCAUGCUUCAGUGUCAUCGUACUCCGCAUAUUAAGACAUUUUCCUUUUUAAACCGUUUCAUAUUACUUGUUGUUGUAUAAUAGAAUUAAAAAAAAAAAAAAAGGAAGAAGAAAGGAAGAAAAAGAAACAAGAGCUUUUGCGAUCACCUUUUUUUUAUCUUCAAUUUUAAUUGACUUUCAAGUGACCAUACAUGAUUCGUUUCAAUGGAUGACUCAUUUUUAGGAGCGCGAGUGAAGGGUCGUAACGACUCGCGAAGAGACACGAAUCCCUAGGAACCCUACACCCUCGCGUAUACGUAUUACUCUCGGGACUUGAGACUGCUCUAGACUUUAAUGGAACAAAUGUUGCGAGACCGAAUCCCUUUUUCGACUAUGAUCAAAUAACAACCGAGUAAAGUUCUCUGCUUUUAAAGCAAUCCUAACACUCUUUCGUUUACUCGUAAAAUAAGCGAUAAACCAUCUUAACUAGCUAGUAUCCCGAACGUUCUGGUAAAAGAAAAUCAUGCUAGGCAAUUAAGGAUUUCCUGGAUUGAAAUAUACUUUACGCUUUUACGAUCACUCAAUCAUUCUUUCUUUUUUCUUUCUCUUUUUCUUAUUCUUCUACUACUACUUCUUCUUCUUCUUCUUCUUCUUCUUCUUCUUCUACUUUUUUUUUCUAACAGCGCGAUGAAAAAUACUACGAUUGAUAUUUCCACGAGACUCGAUAAUUGGCAGUAUUUAUCUCAAAAGUUUUAUAUUUAUGAGAAUGGGAAACAUUGAAACUCGAAACAACACGCCAUUAUAAAACUUUCCGUUUCGUUUACGAAUUUUUCAAAUAGAUAAAAGCGUUGCAAUAUUUCCUUUUUUUAUCGAUAACGAAAUCGAAUGUUAAAAAUCAUUAUUUUAUCUUAUAUCAGAAAUCAUAUUUUUACGAGAAAGACGAAAAGACGAACAUUUUCUCCGGUGACGUUUCACUCUCUCUCUCUCUCUCUCUCCUUCUCUCUGUCUCUUUUGACAUAAGAAUCAUUUCAGUAGCAAAAUAACGUAUUCAAGUCGUUAUAAAAAUCAUCGACCUAGUGUUCCACCUAAUUUCUCGCUCGUUAUACGAAACAUCCUUUCCGCCUACCUAAUCUACUACGAAAUGCGAAAUGAAAGACGAGAAGAAGGAAGGACGACCCACGCGUAAUUUAGAUAGAGAAAGAACAUGGCGCCUCAAUGAAGAAGUCAAUGGCUGAAUGGAGAAUGGACGAUGAUUUAAUUGUCGAGAGUGUCAAAGUUCAAACGGUAACCGUGACGUGACCCUUCGUUAGAAUCACACUUUCUCAUCCCUUUUAUCACCACCCACGUAUCGUUCAAAGCAACGUCCAUUAUUACUUCUAAUCGCAGGAAGUUUGUCAAUAAUAACGUAUGCACAGUUGCCUCAAUUAGCUCGAUUUUGCUCGAAUAAAGAGCUGGGUCACUCGAUGAUCAUCGUUGUCAUAAUGAUCAUUAACCAUUCAUUAAAAUUGAUCGAUAGAUCGUUCUAAAAAGGAUUUCAUUGAUAUUAAGAAAAGUUUACUUUCUCGGAGAGUACAGUCGAAUAAAGGACUUAAUUGCUAUCGUUAAUUGACUUAACGAUCUUAUUCUCUUAUUCUUCCUCCCAUCUUUAUUCAUAAAGUUAGCAAACAGGCCAAUUUCAUUAUACAACGAGAAGGUAGUUAAUAACAAUUAAGAUAAAUCAAGUACACAGAGUACAUAGACAUUUGUAUUUCUUUUUAUUCAUUCUGAUUGUUUAUCAGUGAAGCUUUUUAUAUCGAAUCUCGAAAGAUUCUCUCAUCGAUCGUUGAACGAAGCAAAGCGAGAUACUAAUUUCAAGAAAUUCCUCGAAGGCCACGUGUGGUGAGCCGCGAAAGUGCUCGUUUUGCGAUAAACCAACGUCGUUCGAGUAAACGCGAAUGAAAACGGCCGACAUUAUCGUCUAGUCGAGGUAAACAUCAACUUCCUUCGAUUUCUUCGUUGCCGAUCGAAAGGGGAACGAUCACGAUGGAGAUUCAGGAAUAGAGAACGAUUUCAGGAUCACUCAUUUCGUAAUUUUGAAGUUGGUAAUUACGGUAUCGGUUGUAUAAAAUUGACCAUAGUAUUUCAAUAUUCGAUGAACGAGCAAACUAUCGCGAAUGCAAAUUUCGUCUGUUGGUUAGGGAUCGCGAAGAAACGAUGUCGUAAUCGGGAAUUUCGGUGUAAACUUCAUUCGACUUUCCGGCGUUUCUUCGACUUGAUUUAUGUAUCUUCGCGUUGAUCGUCUUCUGUGAAUCGUCAGAGUUUCGAAACUUCUCGAAAACUGGGAUGUAAACAACCAGAGAGAAAUUUCAACUUGGUUUCCGUCCGAGAUCGCUUUUCUAACUUCGUGUCGUUGUCUCUCGUCGUUGUCUCUCGUUGAAUGAGUUUCAAAAAGAAAUGUGCAGAGUUUAUUCGGUGAAUACGCAUUCGAGAGAGAGAGAGAGAAAGAGUCUUCAACGUUAAUCGAACGCACUCGAGGUCGUCCUUCUUGAUAACGCACGAGUAAUUCGAUCGGUGGACACGUCGACGACAUUAACGAGACCUCUCCCAUGCAUUACCACAUACAUACAGAUAUCUAGCUAUACGUAGACAAAUUUCCAUAGACUCUUCUUGCUCAUUGUUCGGUGAAAAUCGCAUAGGUUUCUCUUUAGGAAAGAACGGCCACACGAUUAACCGUGAUUUCACCUUAAUGGUCCACCUUGGUAACCUCUUCGAGCUUCAACAAGCCUUUUAAUAAAGUCUACUUGCCUAUCUGAACGAACUAUCCCGCUUAUUUGCCUUAUAAUUCAUAUCGAAAGAAAUUGCAUGGUAUCAUCUUUUAUUUCCGAUCGUGCGUACUCGAGACUACUUCCGUUUCGAAUUUACGAGUGGAACGAAUCUUUCGUAUAGAGUCGAUAGAAAGUUCGAAAGUAGAUCUAAGGAUAAAUUAAUAAAUAUUUUUAGACAAAUUAGUUUUAUACAAAUAAGACAUCUUCCUGAAAUUAUUUUUCUUUAUAUUUCAUGAAUCAUUAAAAUUUGCAUCGUUAUGUAAAACGGAAAGGUAUUUGUCGCGUCGUAAAGAAUUUUAUUUCAAAUCUAUUUAUUUUUUCUCGCGGAACUACGAAUUAUACGAGAGUGAUCGAUUUUAUAGGGAAACGCGAAUGGAUCCAUCUGCCAUUAAUAUCCUGAGGGGAGAAACCGACCGUUCCUUGAUCCCUUCCUGUCGCGAGAAUACAGAUCUCUCUCUCUCACUCUCUCUCUCUCUCUCUCUCUCUUAUUUUCUCUUAUGUAGGAUAGCUUGGAGCCGUUCGUGGGAAUUCACAUGCAAAUUGAAGCAAGCACCCAGAUCGUCGAGUGCAGGUACCAACAAUUUACCACCUCUGACCUUCCAUCAGGUGCACGGUGACAAUAUUCGACUUUGUAAUGGCGGGACCAUCGCCAGGAGGCACGAGAGCUUCUGCAAGGGAGUCACAUUUAGUGCAAGACCGGUCCGAGUCGGUGAGAAGGUAUGCGUGAAGUUCUUGGAAAUCUCGGAUAAUUGGAGUGGUGUUAUACGUUUCGGCUUUACCAGCAACGAUCCUAUCAAUUUAAGAAGCGGUCUUCCAAGGUACGCUUGCCCCGACCUAACGAACAAGCCUGGCUACUGGGCCAAGGCACUAGCCGAGAGGUUCGCCGAACCGGACACUGUUCUCUUUUAUUACGUCACAUCCGCCGGAGACGUUCACUUCGGCGUUAAUGGGGAAGAAAAGGGUCUCUUCUUUACCGGCGUCGAAACUCGUAGCCCAUUGUGGGCGAUCAUCGACGUCUACGGCAACAGCACUGCCAUCGAGUUCGUCGAUCCCAAUAGACAACAUUUUAAUAAUAUCAGACGAGGUGCAGAGCAUAGCAACGAAGACAAUGCGCAGCACAGCAGGCACUCGGCGAUGGACGAUGCUAGCAACGCUGGCAGGGACGUCGAGAGAAUCAUCGUUCCAUCCAUGCAGAGCAUGUCGAUCCAUCAUGAGCCUGACGUCGAGCUGCCUGGACUCAGGUUUCAACCAGCCGGUGUCAUCUUUACUCCAUUGCCCUUCCAUCAUACCCGCGGCAGGAACAUCCGCUUCAGUAAUCAACAGUGCGUGGCAACGCGCACCGACACGGAAUUCUGUCACGGCUACGCCUUCACCGGACGGCCGUUGCUACUAGGUGAGCGACUGGUCGUGCAGAUCCUAGCGACGGAACCGAUGUACGUCGGAGCACUCGCUUUGGGUCUGACCUCUUGCGAUCCAGCUCGCUUGACAGCCGAAGACCUACCAGACGAUAGUGAUCUCUUGUUGGAUCGUCCAGAAUACUGGGUCGUGUCGAAGGACGUAGCUUCGAGUCCGCAGCCUGGCGAUGAAAUUGCCUUCACUGUCACUCACUAUGGCGAGGUUCAAAUGAGCAAGAACGGGGGACCACCCAAUGUGGUCAUGCAUGUAGAUCAGAGUCUCCAACUCUGGGCGUUCGUGGACGUCUACGGUAGUACGCAACGCGUGAGAAUGCUCGCGAGCAGGCCCACUUCUCCGCCGAGGCAACGUCAGAGCAAUCCUUCCCCAGCGACUAUCAUUCAACAGCAGCAACAACAGCAACAACAACAUUCGAACCAUAGCAACGCAGCUACCGAACUCUCGAGAUUCUCCGAAAUGGUCCAGUUCAAGCCAACCGUCGGUGGUGGCACGGUACUCGUCGUGAAUCUCCCACCCCAAGGUGGUUACCCAGCACCACCACCGCCUACACCACAACCGAUUUAUGCGUCCGCCGCUCACAGAAACUCAGCAGCAACGGUAUCUCAUCUACCGACGUCUUCAGCAGCACCCGUACCUCAUCCUGGAUCCUCUAGACAAUCCUCACCACCGCUCACCGGCACGAUGACCAGUACAGGUUCCUCGACCUAUGUCGAUCCGGUGACUUAUCAAAGUCUUGACGGUACUCUCACGUCGCAAGCAUCCUCUCAUCUUCAACAAUGGAGCGAAGGUCUUCAGCCAACGCCAGGUCAACCAAGCGAGUGUUCCAUUUGCUACGAGAGGAGUAUCGACAGUGUCCUAUACAUGUGUGGUCACAUGUGCAUGUGUUAUCCUUGCGCCAUUCAACAGUGGCGCGGCAAGGGUGGCGGUCAUUGCCCUCUCUGUCGUGCACCCAUCAAGGAUGUUAUUCGUAUUUAUAGGUCCUGAACGCCGGCACCGCGUCGAUGUCGUGCUAAAGACAGGUCCAGAAACUGAAAAGGCAAACUGCGGCUACGGACACGACGAUGAUAUUCGCCUCUCGCGGUUGUUCUCGUCUUAUUGAGAUCAGGGAUUUGGCCACGUCGAUCUUGGAAGAUGAUCGUCCUCUUCCGUGAUCGGCAUUAAAUGUGGUCCUCUUUUACGUCUUUUCCUACUGCCGAUAGUGCGUACUACUAUUUUGAUUUUAUUUCGAUUGCACUGCAACGAGAGAGAGAGAGAGAGAGAGAGAGAAGAGAAAAAGAGCGAGAAAGACAGGAUUAGCAAGAGGGGUUCCGAAAUGCAGAAAAUAAUAUUGAAAAAGAAAGAAAUGAUGCGAAAAAGAGAUCGAUGAUUUCGGUAUAAUGAAAAAUAUCAAAUUAAGACGUCAAACAGACGUUGCCGCUUUCCUGUUCAAUCUGCGGAAAUGUGCUUCCAUAGCGCGAUCACUGCCUUCAUCGUUACCGACUCAACGAGGCGAGAACGCAAGAUAACUUUGCUGCUGCUCCUACUGCUUUUUCUUCUGAGAAAUGAGAAAAAGACAAAAAGUAAUACGGAGAGGAGAGACGGUACAAUGACCUGUGUGAUCUGUUUUCUUCUCUCUUAUCAAGUUAUCCGAUUGUAUCGGAAAUUCUCUUUCCUAGCAGCAUAUCGGUACCCUUCGCAAUCUGUUCGUGUGAUUUUUAAAGUGCGGACGAGUAUAUGCGUUUUGCUUGUGGCUUCAAGAACAAGAGGAGAAAGAGAGAAAAAAGAAAGUGAGCGAGGGUGCUUCUCCAUUGGUGGAUACUUUUUAUGUAUUUGCGUUAUUUAGCGAAUGUCGUCAGUUAUUGCUAAUUACUAAUAUUAAUUAUUAUUAUUAUUAUUAAGAUUAUUAUUAUUAAUUAUUAUUAUUAUUAUUAUUAUUAUUAUUAUUAUUAUUAUUAUUAUUAUUAUUAUUAUUAUUAUUAUUAUUAUUAUUAUUAUAAGAUAAUGUCACUAUUCGCUCUAUCGCUAUUACUACUGCUAUUAUUUUUACUCUUCGGUUAUCAAUGUUAUUCUUACUUUUCUUUUACAACCUUCUUUAUGGAUCAUCGAUAUAUCUUUGCUUGAAGUAGCGUGUGUUAGCGAUUUUUUUUUUUUUUAUCGUGACCAUCAUUAGGACGGUCGCAACGAUUCGCGUUCGUUAACGUUCUCACAUCAUGACGUCGUAGUAGAUGUUUUUUCUUUUUUUUUUUUUUUUCUUUUUUUUUUCUUUUCAUUUAUAUAUUAUACUCAAUGUUGUUUGCGUCUCGAAUUCGAGGGUACCUUCGCGUUGUUUGGUAUCGAUAUAAGAAUUAUCGAAAAAUAAAAAAACGUAAGAGUACUCCGAAAGAUUCGACUCGUUCAUUUACACAUUUACUUUUUUGUUUCUCUUUUUUAACUUGAACAUUACGUUAGAUUAACCAAAGAAACAUCAACGUGCUCGACGUCUUCCCCUAUUUUAUUUUAUUUCUAAUUAUUAUCUUUUACUUGACUUCCUUGUUUCUUUUUUUUUUUUUUUUACUUUUUUUCCUUCUUUAUAGUUUACGUUUAAAACUAUCAACGUUCGAAGGAUAGCGUGAUUUCAUUCUAAUUCUUUUUCUGUCAUUCGAAUCUAUCCUUCACUACAUUGUCUUGAAAAUUAGAUUAUCCAAAUUUAUUUCUCCCUCUUUCUCUUUCUUUCUCUUUUUCUCCAUCUCUCUCUCUUUCUCUCUUUUUCUUUUUCUCCAUCUCUCUCUUUCUCUCUUUCUGUCUCUCUCUCUCUCUCUCUCUCUCUCUCUCUCGUGGAAUAACAAUAAUCGAUAGAGUUUCGUAGAAUCAUGCGAUUACUUCUUCCCGUUUUGAAAGCAUUGAAUGAAAAAAACAAAAAAAUCAGAAUAUCUGUAAAUUAAUUUUUAAGAAACAAUAACCAAUCUUACGAUUAUGUUAAAAGAAAAAAAAAGGGAAGAAGAAAAAAAAAUAAAAAUUUUUAAUGCGACGGAAGUUGAAUCGAUCCUCGAAGAUAUUCGAUUCAAGUUCCGUCGCGUCACGACGACGUAUCCCCACGUAAAGAUCACUUUAUUUUCAUAUAUAUACAUCUCAAUCUCGGGGAGGGGGAAGCGUUGGGAAUUGACGAUGAUAACGAUAACAUGAUUAUGAUGAUGAUAAUGAUUAUGAUGAUUAUGAUGAUGAUGAUGAUGAUGAUGAUGAUGAUGAUGAAGAUAAUGAAGAUGAUGACAAUGAUGAUGAUGAUAAUGAUGAUUAUAACGAUGAUGAUGAUGAUGAUGAUGAUGACAAUGAUGAAAAUGAUAAAGAUGAUGAUGAUAAUGAUAAUGAUGACGAUGAUAAUGAUGAUGAUGAUAUGAUGACGAUGACAAGGAUGAUAAUGAUGAUAAUGAUGAUGAUGAUAAUGAUAAUGAUAAAAGAUAGAGGACAGCCAAUCUGUUUUUUCUCUUCACCGGUCCUCGAUGGACGCAGCCACGAAUGAUUAUCGAAAUCCUUUUUGCGAGAGACGAGCGUCUUCGAGGCCGUGCCUUAAACAAAGCGAAGUUCGCGCUUGUAGAAAUUCUUUUCUUUUCUUUUUUUUUUUUUAUACAAUAUAUAUAGAUAUAUAGAUAUAUAUUUAAACAAACACAUAGAUGAAAAAUUCUUAAAUGAAAUUCGUUUCGAGUUCCAAACUGUGAGUUGGAAAUUCGAUGUACAUCGCUGAAGAAAAUCUAUUCGAAAAUCUUUCCAAAAAGGAAACAAUCAAGAUCUGCGAGGAAAAAAAAUGGAGAGUAGAAGAGAGAAAGGAGAGAAGGUAAUUAAAGAAAGAAAUGAAGGAAGACAAAAAUACGAAAAGAUGAAAAUACAAAAAGGGGAGUGAGAAUGGUAGGAGGGUUGGUAACAAACGCACAUGUGCAAGAACGAUGUAAAUGAGAAGGAGAAAUUUCUUUCGAGAUAUAUCGUAGAACGAAUGCGCAAUAAAAGCAGUAGUGAAAUCUCUAGUCCAGCGAGCGGCAGCUUUAUUCGCCUGCCAAUCCAAAAAAUGAUGAAAAGAACGACGUAAGAUUUUAUUGUAAGCGGUAAAGAAAGAAAGAGAAGAAGAGAGAAACAGAGAGAGGAAAAAAGAGAAAGAGAGAGAGAGAGAGAGAGAGAGAGAAAGAAUGUGUGUAAAAGACGAAGAAAGAAGAAUAGUAAGUGUUUAUGUGUGUAUGUAUGUAUGUGAUCUAUGUAUGUAUGUAUUCUGUGCGUAUGUGAAUCUAUGUGAAAAUGAAAUACAAGAAUAAGGAAACAAGAUUGAUAGAGAAAGAGAUAAAAAGAGAGUUUGUAAGAAGUCGAAAAGAUAAAGAUGAAAGAGAAAAAAAAAAAGGAAGAUUGAUUGAUCGAUAGAAAGGCUUAAAUAUUUGCAAAAUGUCGAUGGUAUCCUCGGCGUAAUAAAAGAAAAGCAAAGCAAAGAAAAGAAAAAAAAAUUAAACGAAAAUAGAGCAGGCGGCGCUUUUUAAAGAUUUCUAUUAUUAGAAGAUAUGGUAUAAACGCGAUAGAAAGUUUAAUUAUCGUUCGUCGCGCGAACGCGUUCGUACGAGGGGAAUGGCGAUGCGCAACUAAGAGUUUAUAAAGAAGCUAUCUUUCUAGAUUAUAUACGUUGUCGAGGAAGUGAGUUAUAAGCGGAAGGUGUUAAGUUGAAAAACUUGGUGGAGAAAUGUUCCCAAAAAUUCGCUGAUAAAGAAAAAUAAAAAAAAAAAAUAGCUAAGAGUAUCGUCUAAGGAAACAGAGGCAGGGUUUAGUUGCGUGGGAGGAUUUACUCGGUAAUGAUAUUUACUAUUAAGCACUAUCAUCGUCUUUAUUAUUAUUUUUUUUUAUUUUUAUUAUUAUUAUUAUUAUUAUUAUUAUUAUUAUUAUUAUUAUUAUUAUUAUUAUUAUUAUCAUUACUAUUAUUAUUAUUAUUAUUAUUAUUAUUAUUAUUAUUAUCAUUAUUAUUAUCAUUAUCAUUAUUGUUAUUAUCAUUAUUAUUAUUAUUAUUAUUAUUAUUAUUAUUAUUAUUAUUAUUAUUAUUAUUAUUAUUAUUAUUAUUAUCGCCAGUAAACGUUAUUGUCGUCAUCCUCUUGUCAGCAUAUCACCGUAUACCGAUUUAAUGAUUCGUCUUUUUUCCACUAUAGUCAAUACACAGCCACACACACACACACACAAAAUACACAAUACAUAUAUUUUAUUUUAAUUUUCAUCUAUGCAAAAGGAGAAAGAAAAACAAAUAUAAAGAUAAAAGAAACGUGGAUUUUCGAGCGUAAGAACGUCGAGAUGAUAGACCUAGCAUCGUUUUCGAUCCUCGAUAUAAAAUUUGUAUGUCAAAAUUCUGCGACGACAUAUCACACGAUACGCACAUAACAUACACACAAACACAUACAUAUUUGUAUCUAAUACGUUCUCGACAAACAUUUUCCUACGUCUCUCUUUCCACGUUGCAUACGCAUAUACAUAGGCACUUUGUUUCUGUCAUUUUCCUCUUUUUUCUUUCUCUUUCCAAGGAAAAAAAAAAGUAAAAUCCGUGCUCGAUUUUUUACGUCUGUUUUUUAGAGGAAUGGUAAGGGAGAGCGUGUACGAGAAGAGAUAAUGAUUUAAGCACGCAGACACACAAGAAAUAAAAAAAAGGAUGUUAUAUGUACGAUAUAAGAGUUUUUUGGAAAAAAAAAAGCUACGUGUAACGAUGCCGAUAAAAGUUUAUACAUAUGUAAUAUAAUUCUACGCAGCCGCGUGCUGUUCUACACAAUAAAGAGCCUGUAAUAUCUCUAAA
Messenger RNA from Vespula vulgaris, 10253 nucleotides. RefSeq names its product protein neuralized (gene neur). The transcript is spliced from 5 exons. Gene Ontology annotation, molecular function: ubiquitin protein ligase activity. Lineage: Eukaryota; Metazoa; Arthropoda; Insecta; Hymenoptera; Vespidae. The record is from RefSeq and is a predicted model, not a curated record. The coding region runs from base 3455 to 5479 and encodes 674 amino acids.